This is a messenger RNA of Spinacia oleracea (spinach), 2387 nucleotides long. Its product is annotated as S-adenosylmethionine decarboxylase proenzyme. The transcript is spliced from 3 exons. Gene Ontology annotation, biological process: spermidine biosynthetic process; spermine biosynthetic process. Gene Ontology annotation, cellular component: cytosol. Gene Ontology annotation, molecular function: adenosylmethionine decarboxylase activity. The record is from RefSeq and is a predicted model, not a curated record. The coding region runs from base 534 to 1730 and encodes 398 amino acids. NCBI's taxonomy places the organism in Eukaryota, Viridiplantae, Streptophyta, Magnoliopsida, Caryophyllales, Amaranthaceae.
CAGAAGCCCUCCCCCGCAUAAAACUCCCCUGAAAAUCCUGGAUCACUCGAAUUAGGGUUCUAUAAAUUACCCUGUUUUCCUCCUAUUCUCUCUCACACACAAAACAAAACAAAACAACCUUUUCUCCUCAAAAUUCCCGUUUCCUUUCUCCUCCUUUCUUGCUUCCCCCAAUUUUAUUCCCAAUUUCCGUUUCAAAGAUCGUGAAUUCUAUCGCAAUUAUCCGUCGCCAUAAUCAUUGAAAACAGAAAUCAGCGUGAAUGUUUUAAUGGAGUCGAAAGGUGGGAAAAAGAAGUCCAGCAGUAGUAGUUCUAAUAAUAAUAAUAGGGUUAAUUACGAAGCUCCUCUUGGUUACAUCAUUGAAGACGUUCGACCUGACGGUGGUAUUCAAAAAUUCCGAUCUGCUGCUUACUCCAACUGCCAGAGGAAGCCAUCCUGAUAUUUCCGCAACUCCAGUAGCAUAGAUUUCGUUAUUUAAUUUUUAAUUCAGCAAUAAUUAGUCUACAAGAAGAAGUUUUAAAUUCCAAUUGUUAGCCAUGGCCAGUUCUCCAGAAAACGUUUCGGCAAUCGGAUUUGAGGGGUUUGAGAAACGUCUCGAGAUAACAUUCUCUGACCCAUCCAUGUUCAGUGACCCAGCCGGGUUAGGACUCCGAGCCUUAACCCGUUCCCAAAUCGACUCAAUCCUCGACGCAGCCGCAUGCACCAUCGUGUCUAAGCUGUCGAACUCGGUGUUCGACUCGUACGUGCUCUCCGAGUCGAGUUUGUUCGUCUACCCGAACAUGAUCAUCCUCAAGACAUGUGGGACCACCAAGCUGCUCCUUGCCAUUGACCCGAUUCUCAAACUCGCUGACUCGGUUGGACUCACUGUGUCAGGCGUGGUCUACUCGAGAGGGACGUUUAACUUUCCAACUGCUCAAUUGUCCCCACACAGAAGCUUCUCCGAGGAAGUUAGUUACUUGAAUGGGUACUUUGGUAAUUUGGCAUCUGGGUCCCAAGCCUAUGUUCUCGGUGAUCCGACGAACGAGAAUCGUUCCUGGCAUGUUUAUUCUGCGUCGGAUGUUGCUGAUGUGGAGGAUCGAACGGGUGUGGUUACUCUAGAGAUGUGCAUGACGGGGUUGAAGGAGGAAAAAGCGUCUGUUUUUUACAAAAAGGAGGGGCACUUGGCCAAGGAGAUGACGAAAGUCUCCGGGAUUAAUGACAUCAUCCCCAGUCACGUGAUCUGUGAUUUUGACUUUGACCCUUGUGGGUACUCCAUGAAUGGAAUCGACGGUGGGGCCUACUCGACCAUACACGUGACCCCCGAGGAUGGGUUUAGCUACGCUAGCUAUGAAGCCAUGGGGUUCGACCCUGACUCGGUCCAAUUCAAACCGGUAGUCCAGAGGGCGCUUAGGUGCUUUGAACCGAAGGAGUUCACGGUUGCUGUCACGUGCUUUGGAGAUGGUUCGGCACGUGAGUGGGUUAGUGUCGAUGGUGCUGAUGUGGAGGGCUUCACGUGUAAGAGUGCUGUGAGGCAGGUGCUGCCAGGUGGUGGAUUUGUGGUUUACAAGACUUAUGUAGUGGAGACACCAGUGAGGGAGGUGCACACACCUAUGUCUAUUUGGAAGGCGUUGGAAUCAGCUGAAGGCAGUGGUGAGAUGGUGGCUUGUGGUGGUGAAACAGCGGCUUAUGGUGGUGAUAUGUCGUCUCGCGGUGGUGGAAGUUUCAUGGGUUACAACUUUGUGCCACCCGUCUGAUUAUCCCCUGCUUAUUUUAAUUUAGGAAAUUUUGGUAUUUACUACCUUUAAAAUACACAACUUUUGUAUUUACUACCUUAUGAAAUUUUUAUUUUAAAUUACUACCUUAAACUUCUAAUUUUUUUUUAUUUACUACCACUUUACAGUUUUCUCAUUUUAAAAUUCAGAUAUCUCUUUCGUUUCUUAAUCGUUUAAAGUGAUUCAAAGUUCAUUAUUUUCCUUUUUCUAUAGGAAUUUCAUUGAGAACGUCAUUUCAAAAAAAUUCGUUUGAUAAUUCAUAAAUAUUUUAAAAUUUUACAAAUUAUAUUUAAUUUGUUUAAACUUUUACGAAAUGUUAGAAACGAAAGAGAUAUCUCAAUUUUAAAAUGAGAAAACUGUAAAAUGGUAGUGAAUACAAAAAAAAUGGAACUUUAAGGUAGUAAUUUAAAAUAAAUUUUUCAUAAGGUAGUAAAUACAAAAAUGGUGUAUUUUUAAGGUAGUAAAUACCAAAAAAUCCUUUAAUUUAUGUUAUGAAGUCAAUUUUAGUAAUGAUGGAGAAUAAAGGUUUUGGUCAUGGCUUAGUAGUAAGUUGUACUAAAUUCUAUCUAGAGUCUAGUCAAUUUCUAUGAAAUGUGAUUAUUAUUAUGAUUUAUGAAUAUGAUAUUUUGUUUAUAUGUA